This is a messenger RNA of Dentiscutata heterogama, 468 nucleotides long. NCBI's taxonomy places the organism in Eukaryota, Fungi, Glomeromycota, Glomeromycetes, Diversisporales, Gigasporaceae. The record is from the annotation of a GenBank genome assembly.
GCUUUGCUUGAUGGUACAAUUGAUAGUGUUGUGUCUGAUCAUUCUCCAUGCACAGCAGAUCUUAAGGGUUUGGAUAAAAAAGAUGAUGAAAGAGAUAUUAUUAAAGCUUGGGGUGGCAUCUCUACUUUGCAACUUGGAUUACCAGUAUUAUGGACUGAAGCGAGAAAACGUAGAUGCAGUUUUCACAAUUUAUAUACAUGGUUAUCAAAAAAUACUGCUAAACAAGUUGGCUUACAAGGAAAAAAAGGUGACAUUAAAGUAGGAUAUGAUGCUGAUAUUGUAAUUUGGAAUCCUGAGGAAACUUUUGUGGUUACCAAAGAUAUUAUUCAAUUUAAAAAUAAGGUUACACCAUAUAUGGGAAGAACUUUUUAUGGUGUAGUUAAACAAACAAUUGUAAGAGGGAAUAUAGUAUAUAAUGCUGAAAAAGAUGGUGUUAUCAGUAUUCCACAUGGUAGUUUCUUGGUUUAA